GAAACUAAAUUGAAGCACCAACUCCUCAUAUAAAAACCGCCGAUGAUCGAAUUUGUUACAAUUCCAAUCCUCACUGCAUGUACCUCGCUUUCCACACAAUCACUCUCACACAAUACAUCAUCAAAUUCCCUCACUCUCACCCUUUUAUGAUUUUCCGUGCCCUCUUCUUCUUCUUCUCUCCUCCACUCUCUUCAACAAAAUAAAGAAACAGAGUGCAACCUGCCCUUCUAGUUGUGUUUCUUCUUCGUGCGUGUUCUGCUACAGGAUUUAGUUGAAGAAUGAGAGAACAAGAAGAAAAACCUGUCACAUUUCCAGGUGUGUAGAAAAGAAAAUAUCUCAUUUCUUUAACCAAUCGGGAUCAGGAAGAAAGUCUUAUAGGGCAUCAAUUCGUCCUCUCUGAUUUUCUUUGGAGCCUAUCGGGUGUUAACUGGUAAUUGUCUCUUAUAAAAGGCUCGUCUCUUCUACACCAUCUUCAUCUCUCUGUUCUUUUCCUCUGAGCUUCAUAAACUGACAGAAAUGGCGGAAAUUCCCAAGUUGGAUUUGGCUUCCAUUGAUGAGCUUUAUGGAUUAGAAGAGAAAAUGGGCCCCCAGAAAAUCUCAGUUUCGGAUCAUAUAAAUGGAUUUCACUACACAGCUGAUAAAUCUGAUAGCUUUGUGAUUGACAUGGAGAGUUUCAACCAUGCCAUCACAGAUAAAGAUGUAACUGCAAAUUCUAGAAUCUCGUUGCAGAGAAAUCUUUCAAGGAAAUGGUCACAGAGAGUUGGAGAGAAGAAGAUAAGCACUGAUGGUAAUUCAAAUGAUAGAGAUGUUUCAGGUUCAGCUAUAACUUCACCCAAAGGUCCUAUUACGCCCGAAAAGCCAGCGGUGGUUGCAGGGACUGCAGAUCACCCGGGCAGCCCACAAGUCCACCAUCAGAUUACCGUCACAGCGGCCAACAUUGGCACCACCACUGAUGGCAGAUGCAUUGCUAGGAGAAAUAGUUUCCGGCGUUCUUCAUCGUGGGCCGUUGAUCCCAAGAGGGUUCUCUUCUUCUUUGCAACAUUGUCAAGCAUUGGUACAAUCUUAUUGAUAUACUUCACACUUACAAUUGGCAAGUACAAUAUAGAGGAAAAUAGUCUUGAUUGGUAGCAAUGACAGAAGGUUGAAGGAGGUGUAAGCUUAGUAGUGGAAUUGCAGACACAAAACAAUACCACAUGGAAGAGUAAGUAAUUGAAAAAAAGUUGGCAGUUUUUUUUAUGAGAGAUGUGGAACAAAAUACAGAACAGAAAGAUGAUUCAGUUGGAAGUAUGGACAAAGCUAACAACAUUUUCAUCAUGGUGUGUGUUCAAAAAGCAAAUCCCAAAGCCAAUUUGUGCAGCAGGCCCUUUACAGUGUUAGAAGUGAAGACAAGAACACACUCCACUUUGACAAAGAGAAGGAAUCUUCUUCCUUUUUAUUUAUGUAGAUGGAUGAGCUCACCACAUGAUGUGUUCUUCUCCUUUUGUAAUAUAUUGUUUUCUCUGCACAGUUUAGUGGAGGUUUGUAAAGUUGCUUUUUUGCUCUCACUCCUCUCUUUUACAUUCC
Molecule: messenger RNA, 1563 nt
Organism: Rosa chinensis
Lineage: Eukaryota; Viridiplantae; Streptophyta; Magnoliopsida; Rosales; Rosaceae
Exons: 6
Coding region: 517-1128 (203 amino acids)
Source: RefSeq, a predicted model, not a curated record